Molecule: messenger RNA, 5249 nt
Organism: Labrus mixtus (cuckoo wrasse)
Lineage: Eukaryota; Metazoa; Chordata; Actinopteri; Labriformes; Labridae
Product: integrin alpha-D
Exons: 31
Coding region: 78-3626 (1182 amino acids)
Biological process (GO): cell-cell adhesion; cell adhesion mediated by integrin; cell-matrix adhesion
Cellular component (GO): external side of plasma membrane; integrin complex
Molecular function (GO): integrin binding
Source: RefSeq, a predicted model, not a curated record
AACAGAGCACACAGGAAAUAGGUUCUUCUAAGGCAACAGCAGCAGAUCUGUCAGUCAACAGAAGAGUGAUGUGAAAGAUGCAUGAGCAGGGUCGCAUCUUUCUGCUCACCUACAUGGUGGCUGCUGCCAUCCCCACCUUGCUGGCUUUCAACGUGGAUGUAAAUGAUGCUGAUGUCUAUAGUGGUGAACAAAAGGAUUUCUUUGGAUACAAAGUGCUUCAGUUCAUGUCUGGCACAAACAAAGGGAUCAUAGUUACUGCACCGCUGCAGCUAAAUGGAACCGGGGGAAUAUGCACACAUGUUGUUCAACACCAAACCCCCAAGUGCUUCAACCCCAAAGAAAUCUCGCUGGAAAAGGCGGCACUACCAGUCAAGCACUUUGGCUUGUCGAUAGCUAAAGAUUCAACAGGCUCCCAUUUCACUGUUUGCAGUCCAAGUGUCGUCCACGAAUGUUAUGGGAACUCCUAUCUGAACAGUGUGUGUUACAAGAUGACAGAUCAACUUCAGCAAGUCUCCUCAUUCACACCGGCUUUUCAAGAAUGCACAAAAAAGACAGUGGACCUAGUCUUUCUUUUCGAUGGAUCCGGGAGUAUGAAGGAAGAAGAGUUCUACAAAAAUAAACUUUUCAUAGUGGAUAUAAUGAAAAGCCUUUCAAACACAUCAAUCAACUUCGCAGCAGUCCAGUUCUCCUCAGACUACCGCAAAGUCUUUGACUUUAAUGACUAUAAAGCCGGCACUGCUCACGAUAAACUUAUGAAUGAAAGACAUUUGAAUACUCUCACCAACACCCACAGCGCCCUGAAAUAUGUGUUGGAAAAACUCUUUCAAAACCCGGGUGCAGGUGCCUCUAAAGAUGCUACUCAAGUAUUGGUGCUAAUCACUGAUGGAGAUCCCAGCGACACAGACAGACAUAAUAUUAUUGAAAGAUACGACAAGAAAAACAUCAUUCGCUUUGUCAUUGGGGUCAAAGAUGCUGAUGUGAAUAAAUUCAGGGCCAUUGCUUCAGAACCGAAAAUGAAAAAUGCCUUCAAAAUUGAGAACUAUGACGGACUUAAAGGAGUGCUGGAAAACUUCCAAAAAAAGGUUUUUAGAUUGGAAGGCUCAAAGGUGGCUCGGGCGGGAAACAUGACAAAUGAAAUGUCACAGAGUGGAUUCAGCACUGUCUUCCACAAGGACACGUUGAUUCUUGGAUCAGUGGGAUCUGACAGCUGGAGUGGUUCAAUUCAAGAGCUUCAUGGACAAAGUGUAACACAUAUUAAAGAUUCAGAAAUGCAGAUGGACUCCUACAUGGGCUACUCUGUCUCUGUUGGACAGAGGAGUAACGCUCCUCUAUACUUCACGGGUGCACCCAGAUUUCUGCACAUCGGACAGGUUGUACUUUUCCAACAUAAUGGAAAGAAGUGGGACGCAGCACAAAGAGUACUCGGGGACAAGUUUGGUUCCUACUUCGGUGCAGAGCUGUGCUCAGUGGAUGUCAACUCGGACGGGGACACUGAUUUCCUUCUGGUGGGAGCUCCAUUGUUUUACCAGCCUACGGAGAAGAGGGAAGGCCACAUCUACGUCUACGCACUGACUGAUGAGAAGCAACUGGUAAAGGAACUUGAUGUGACUGCGCCUUCAAUGGGGAGAUUUGGCACCACUAUAGCUAGUCUGGCAGACCUGAAUGGAGAUGCACUGCGGGAUGUUGCUGUAGGAGCCCCCCUGGAGGAUGAGAACAGGGGGGUUGUGUACAUCUACCUUGGUGAUAGACGCAGAGGGAUGCGCAGCAGUUUCAGCCAGAAAAUCAUGGGUAAGAACAUACAGCCUGGUCUGAGAUUCUUUGGACAGGCCAUUGAUGGAGACAUGGACCUUGGAGACGACGGGCUCCCAGAUAUUGUGGUCGGAUCACAGGGCAUGGCUGUUGUUUUAAGCUCCAGGCCUGUCUUUAAUGUCAUAGCAAGUCUGUCUUUUCAACCUGAGGAGAUCAGCACUGAGAAAAUUGACUGCCUGAUCAACAAAGAUGCAUUUAUACCAAUGGUUGACAUAACAGCCUGUUUUAAAAAAGUAGAAACCACAAAGAGCAAAACAGUGAGCUCUGGACUGAACAUCACGUACACGCUCGACGUGGAUCCGAUGAGACAAACGCCUCGGGGUUUCUUCCAUCUUGACAAGAAAGUCAGGAAACUGAGCUUUACCCACGAGCUGGGGGAUGGAGACACCUGCUUCAACUUCUCUAUCAACAUGACGAAAUGUGUAGUAGACACGUUAUCACCCAUCAGUGUCAAACUACAUUUUUCCCAAGUCGACAGUGAGAGUGCAAAAGCUGUCCUGAAUGUGGACAGCAAAAGGGAGUCUGUUGUGGAGAUUCCCUUUGAAAAGCAAUGUAGUGGAAACGACGUCUGUGUCGCUGAACUCGAGGUGGACUUCAACUUUACGACCCCGACACUACUGGUGACAGAAGAUAAUUCCUUCAACGUGCUUAUACAACUGUCCAAUCAUGGGGAUGACUCGUACAACACAAGCCUCACAAUGCAUUAUCCCGUAGGCCUCUCCUUCUCCAGGAUGACUCUGACAAAGUGGACCCGACCAACACUUCACGAGUGUCUUGAUCUGGACGUACUGGACAGAACCGUGUGCGGUGUGAGCCGCCCUGUGUAUCGCAGCCAUUCAGUUGCAACGUUUAAGUCCUCUUUCCGCAUCUUGUCCGACUUCGAGUGGAAUGACACAAUUUCAAUGAACAUAACAGGAAAUAGUGAUAACACAAACUACACCAGAACUACCUCCCUCAUCAAAACUAUCCCCGUACAGUAUGAAGUUAAACUGGCAGUGACUGUGGGAGAAGACUCAAUAACCUAUCUCAACUUCACAACAGACGAUACUGCGCCCAAAAAACUGAUCGCACUGUACAAGAUAAAUAAUCAUGGCUUUAAGGGAUUUCCAAUCAAUGUGUCCCUGUUUUUCCCAACCACACUGGAACAUGACUUUGAAAUGACAAACUAUCGAGUCUUUGUCCCACAGAAUAAAACUGAAUGUUCCAACGUUGUCGACAUGAAAACUGAAUACUGCUCUCCUGAUAAACACUGCAAAAUGGUCAAGUGCGACAGUUUCAUCCUGGAAAAAGAAUCUGCUGUUGAAAUUGAAUUAUCGGGAGACGUACAGUUCAGGGAUCUUCAACAGAAUGCAGCGAACAUUGGCUUUCUCAAGCGAUACAUCGGGGAUGGUGCGGAGGUUAAACUGAAAAGUUUUAUACACGUUGACUUCGACAAGCAAAGAUAUGUGCUGAACUCAAAUAAACAAGUGAAGUCUGAUGAAACUGGCCUGAGGAAAGACAAAGAUCCAACUGUGAAAUGGACUGAAGUCCGCAUUGAGCUGAUAAUCCCUCCUCAUCAACUCCAGAUCAUUUUAACGGGAGUAGGAAUGGGACUCUUGCUUCUGAUCAUCAUCACACUCAUCAUGUUUAAGUUGGGUUGCUUUAGAAGGAAAACCCUCGAAGAUUAUCAAGCAGAAGAUGAUGCUCUCGAGGCUUACACCCCUACAAAGUUCACCCCCAUUACCACCAGCCAGACCGUGGACAAAUCGGACCAAUCUCCAGAGGAAAAAAAGCUUGUUGAUGAUGAUGAGGCAAAGAGCAAUUCUUCUGCUGCCUGAUAUAUAGAGAGAAGAAUUGAUGCCUAUAUGAACCUGCCGAGUUAUGAACGAUUCAAUUAUUACUGAAUGAAACUGGAAGGCAAGGCAAGAUUAUUUAUGUCGCACAUUUCAACAACAAGGCAAUUCAAAGUGCUUCACACAAGACAUCAAAAGCAUCAUGACAGAGGAAAGAAAAGAAACAUUAAAAUAGAACAUUUAAAAAAUCACUGAAAUUAUUAAAUCUGAAAAUAUGUUCAAAUAAAAUAAUUCAAAUGAAAUUAGUUGAAAUAAAAAUAUGGGAAUAAGAGUUAAACGUUACAGUGCAGAGUUAAAGUUUAAAAUCUUCUUAAAGCUGUUUAAUGAAAGGCAGCUGUAAACAGGUGAGUCUUCAACCUGGAUUUAAAAGAGCUGAGAGUUUCAGCAGACCUGCAGUUUUCUGGGAGUUUGUUCCAGAUAUAAGGAGCAUAGAAACUGAACGCUGAAAAUCAGUCGUCUGUAGCAAACAUGGACCAAUGUCUGCCACGAGGUAAUCUGAUGAACCAAUCAGACGCCUCCCUGUCUCCCUGCUCGUUCUCUACCCCUCGCGCGCACUAGCCCACACUCAAAGUGAGGGGGCGUGGCUUUUGAGGGAGCACAGAGGGGAGGGGGCGGGUGCUAGUUUUUGAAACAUUACCAACCCCGUCUUUAACAACACCAUAAUGAGAUUCCUAAAGUGAUCAGUUGUUUUUUUUUCUCAGGAGAGAAAUGACCAAAUGACAGUGUAAACACUGAUUCAUCAGGAGGUCGUUUAAUUCUUCAGUCUGUCAUUAUUUAUGAAACUUAGUGGAAGGGGCCAUAAAUCUUUAAAUAGAUAAAGUUCUGACAGACCACAAAAAUCUGACUACCCAAACUGUAAAGAGAGUAGUUUGGUGUGACUUAACACAUAGCAGCCCUCUUAAACAUGUUUUAGAAAUAAAGAAACUGGUAUCUGAGAUUCAUUUUUUAAGACCUCAAGCUAGAGCUUACCACUUCAUUAUUUAACAUAUUCUAUAAAUGUAUGUAGUGUACAAAGAUGUAACAUAAAACAACGAGAGCUACUUAUCAUGCAGCUUUUACUGAAGCCGAGACGUUGCACUGUGCACCAGUAUUUGAAAUGUGCCAGAUCAUUCUGAUGUUUGAGUUUCUUGGGUAAAAAGAGUAGCUCAACAGGCCCCUGACGAUGGUCAAACAGUUAUUUAGUGUGUUCUGUCCUUUGCAUUGCAAGUGUACUCAAGAGAAAUGUGAAGUAUUCAGAAAGAUCUCUUGAAAAGCAGCACUGCUGAAGUUCAAACGUUUUAAAGUAAACAUGUAUCAGAAAGAGAAGAACUGAAAUCACUGAAUCAAAUCAGAAUGUUUAAUAAUUCAACUCUGCAACGAGCAUGUUGUUGCUCAGAACUGUUUGAGUUUCCUAAAUGACACUGUACACACAUUGACUUACAAUUUAAACUCGAGCUUAAUGUUUCUGAUUGAAUACCCUUCAUACCUUACUUUUACUCAAGCCUCUCACAAGCUGAGGCUGCUUUCUUUUUUUACAGCAUAUCUGAUCGUGUGAAUAAGUCAUAGAAACAUGUACUGUAAAUGUAUAUCUUUAAUGUUCAUGGGAAUAACAUCUCUAUACAAUCUUUA